This is a messenger RNA of Ictidomys tridecemlineatus (thirteen-lined ground squirrel), 7484 nucleotides long. It is a transcript of the gene Mdga1, whose product is annotated as MAM domain containing glycosylphosphatidylinositol anchor 1. Gene Ontology annotation, molecular function: protein binding; axon guidance receptor activity. The record is from RefSeq and is a predicted model, not a curated record. Lineage: Eukaryota; Metazoa; Chordata; Mammalia; Rodentia; Sciuridae. Gene Ontology annotation, biological process: synapse organization; homophilic cell-cell adhesion. Gene Ontology annotation, cellular component: axon; neuronal cell body; plasma membrane.
CGCCCCCCGCUGCCUCUUGGGCUGCGCCGCCUCGCGGGGAUGAAGCACCGGCCGUGAAGAUGGAGGUGACCUGCCUUCUACUUCUGGCGCUGAUCCCCUUCCACUGCCGGGGACAAGGAGUCUACGCUCCAGCCCAGGCCCAGAUCGUGCACGCGGGCCAGGCGUGUGUGGUGAAGGAGGACAACGUCAGCGAGCGAGUCUACACCAUCCGGGAGGGGGACACCCUCGUGCUGCAGUGCCUGGUCACGGGACACCCCCGGCCCCAGGUGCGGUGGACCAAGACCGCGGGCAGCGCGUCCGACAAGUUCCAGGAGACGUCGGUGUUCAACGAGACCCUGCGCAUCGAGCGCAUCGCGCGCACGCAGGGUGGUCGCUACUACUGCAAGGCGGAGAACGGCGUGGGCGUGCCGGCCAUCAAGUCCAUCCGCGUGGACGUGCAGUACCUGGACGAGCCAGUGCUGACGGUGCAUCAGACCGUGAGUGACGUGCGAGGCAACUUCUACCAGGAGAAGACGGUGUUCCUGCGCUGCACGGUCAACUCCAACCCGCCCGCCCGCUUCAUCUGGAAGCGGGGCUCGGACACCCUGUCCCACAGCCAGGACAACGGGGUGGACAUCUAUGAGCCCCUCUACACCCAGGGGGAGACCAAGGUCCUGAAGCUGAAGAACCUGCGGCCCCAGGACUAUGCCAGCUACACCUGCCAGGUGUCUGUACGUAACGUGUGUGGCAUCCCAGACAAGGCCAUCACCUUCCGGCUCACCAACACCACGGCACCGCCAGCCCUCAAGUUGUCUGUGAACGAAACUCUGGUGGUGAACCCUGGGGAGAACGUGACGGUGCAGUGUCUGCUGACAGGCGGGGACCCCCUGCCCCAGCUGCAGUGGUCCCACGGGCCUGGCCCACUGCCCCUGGGUGCUCUGGCCCAGGGUGGCACCCUCAGCAUCCCGUCAGCGCAGGCCCGGGACUCCGGCUACUACAACUGCACAGCCACCAACAACGUGGGCAACCCUGCCAAGAAGACCGUCAACCUGCUGGUGCGAUCCAUGAAGAACGCCACCUUCCAGAUCACCCCCGACGUGAUCAAGGAGAGCGAGAACAUCCAGCUGGGACAGGACCUGAAGCUGUCCUGCCACGUGGAUGCAGUGCCCCAGGAGAAGGUGACCUACCAGUGGUUCAAGAACGGCAAGCCAGCACGCAUGUCCAAGAGGCUGCUGGUGACCCGCAAUGACCCCGAGUUGCCUGCCGUCACCAGCAGCCUGGAGCUCAUCGACCUGCACUUCAGCGACUACGGCACCUACCUGUGCAUGGCCUCCUUCCCCGGGGCGCCGGUGCCCGACCUCAGCGUGGAGGUCAACAUCUCCUCUGAGACAGUGCCGCCCACCAUCAGCGUGCCCAAGGGCAGGGCGGUGGUGACCGUGCGCGAGGGCUCCCCCGCGGAGCUCCAAUGCGAGGUGCGAGGCAAGCCCCGGCCGCCCGUGCUCUGGUCCCGCGUGGACAAGGAGGCUGCCCUGCUGCCCUCGGGGCUGCCCCUGGAGGAGACCGCCGAUGGGAAGCUGCGGCUGGAGCGCGUGAGCCGGGACAUGAGCGGGACCUACCGCUGCCAGACUGCUCGCUACAAUGGCUUCAACGUGCGCCCUCGCGAGGCCCAGGUGCAGCUGAACGUGCAGUUCCCCCCGGAGGUGGAGCCCACUUCCCAGGACGUGCGCCAGGCCCUGGGCCGCCCCGUGCUCCUGCGCUGCUCGCUACUUCGAGGCAGCCCCCAGCGCAUCGCCUCGGCCGUGUGGCGCUUCAAAGGGCAGCUGCUGCCGCCGCCGGCCGUCCUCCCCGCCGCCGCGGAGGCCCCGGACCACGCCGAGCUGCGCCUGGACGCCGUAACCCGUGAAAGCAGCGGCAGCUACGAGUGCAGCGUCUCCAACGACGUGGGUUCGGCGGCCUGCCUCUUCCAGGUCUCGGCCAAAGCCUACAGCCCGGAGUUUUACUUCGACACCCCCAACCCCACCCGCAGCCACAAGCUGUCCAAGAACUACUCCUACGUACUGCAGUGGACGCAGAGGGAGCCGGACGCUGUUGACCCUGUGCUCAACUACAGACUCAGUGUCCGCCAGUUGAACCAGCACAAUGCCAUGGUCAAGGCCAUCCCUGUGCGGCGUGUGGAGAAGGGGCAGCUGCUGGAAUAUCUCCUGACUGAUCUCCGUGUGCCCCACAGCUAUGAAGUCCGCCUCACGCCCUAUACCACCUUUGGGGCUGGUGACAUGGCUUCCCGCAUCAUCCACUACACAGAGCCCAUCAACUCUCCGAACCUUUCAGAUAACACCUGCCACUUCGAGGACGAGAAGAUCUGUGGCUACACCCAGGACCUGACAGACAACUUUGACUGGACGCGGCAGAACGCUCUCACCCAGAACCCCAAGCGCUCCCCCAAUACCGGCCCCCCCACUGACAUCAGUGGCACCCCUGAGGGCUACUACAUGUUUAUUGAGACCUCGAGGCCCCGGGAGCUGGGGGACCGUGCGAGGCUGGUGAGUCCCCUGUACAACGCCAGUGCCAAGUUCUACUGCGUGUCUUUCUUCUACCACAUGUACGGGAAGCACAUCGGCUCCCUCAACCUCCUUGUGCGGUCCCGGAACAAAGGGGCUCUGGACACACACGCCUGGUCCCUCAGUGGCAAUAAGGGCAACGUGUGGCAGCAGGCACAUGUGCCCAUCAACCCCAGUGGGCCCUUCCAGAUUAUUUUUGAGGGGGUUCGAGGCUCCGGCUACCUGGGGGAUAUUGCCAUAGAUGACGUCACACUGAAGAAAGGAGAGUGUCCCCGGAAGCAGAUGGAUCCCAAUAAAGUGGUGGUGAUGCCGGGCAGCAGAGCUCCCCACGGGUCCAGCCCACAGCUCUGGGGGCCCGUGGUCCUCUUCCUGUUGGCGAUGCAGAGAUGAUGAGAGCUGCGUGGCCCCCACCCCGCCCCCGGCACACCAAAGUGUCCACAUCGUACCAAAGACUGACCCCCGCCCGCCGGGGUGCCCAGGGGAAGGGCCGGCUCGCCAGGGAGGGGGCCUGCGUUGGCUGCGAGGACGAACAGAAAACAAGGACCUGAGGCCCGGCGCUGAGGCCCUGGAGACGCUGUUCGACACACGCACACACUCACACGUUCACACUCACACACAGAGAUCUAUUAAAGCACAAGUUUCUAUCAGACCUGCCAGCACCUUCUCUAUGCGGAGACAGGGGACUUGCCCAAAUGGCGUCCGCCACCCCAGGGACCGCGGCGCGACGCUGGCCUUGUCCUGGCUACACUUGUGGUGUGUUUCUGACCCUCCCUGCUGUCCCCCAACUCAAGGCCGGACUCCAGCCUGGUGGCUUUGCCAGAAGAGUGGGCGGACAGGGAGCCCUGCCCUUGGCCAGACUCUGGGACUCCUCAGGACGGAGGAGGCAGGGGUCAGAGGAGGGCCAGGUGGGACUUGGUGAGCUUCGUGACUAUCCUUGGCCCAGAAGAAGACAGAGAAGGUGGGGCACCUGCUGCCCGCAACUGUUCUCAGAGUCGGGGCUGGAAGGGGGAGACCCCAGUCAGUCACCCCAGGUCCUGACCUGUUUCUGGGACGUCAUAUCCCCUCCUCACUGUGCCCCCAUGGAAGGGACCCAGCAGGGGGUCUUGGGCCUGCACAGUGUGGAGACUGACACCUUCCCCACCCCACCCCCACCCCCACCCCCACCAGCAACUGGACUCCUGAGAGCACAGUCCCCACCUAACCUCAGCCCCAGCUGGGACUCAGACGGGGGCGCGGCAGAGGAGAAGCCUGCCUUGGUGGUUCCAUGGCCCCGUCGAGGCCACCGAAAGUGGGAGCAGAGCCUCGUCUCUGAUGUGUUUGGUCCGAUAGGGUGCUGCGGCCAGGGGCGGGCAUGAAGGGCAGAGCCCUACAGAGCCCUGUCCAGUGGGCCAUGCCCCCCUCCCCACAGGGUCGGCCAAGGACGAUAAGUUUGUAGGGGUGGGGGUGAGACGGGUGGGGUAAUUCCAGUCCCUUUGUCCCCUGGGAGCUGUGAAAGGAAUUCCUGUCCCUAGGUCCUGGAUUGGAGCUUGAGAUGGACAGAAGAGUUUCUAGAUCUCUCCUCCCCAACACCACCCUGAGCUGCCCACUUAGCCCUCCACGGGAGAGAGGAGCCCCAGCCCCUUCCAGGAUGAGUCGUGUGUGUCCGUGCUUGUGUGUGUGCGCAUGUGUGUGUGUGUGUGUAUGUGUGUGCGCACACGCCCACACCAUUGUGGGCACAUGUCUGGGCAGGAGUAUAUGCAGAAGGAGUGUGUGUGUGCGGUUUUCCAGGCGGGUUCUGGCCUGUCUCUGAGUGCCCGUGCACGUCAUCCCGGUGACAUGUAUGUCAUGUCCCCUGCUUCCAGUCCUAUGGGUAGUCUAGAGCGGCUGUUACCAGAGCCCCGAACCCCACCUUUCCCUCCUAUGGAUGAUGGAGCUUCCCAGGUGACCCUAGUGAAUGCGAGCACCUUCGGGGAGGGUGUCAUGAGCUGCUCCUGGAGCAUUUGGUGGGGACAGCUGCAAAGAGAGAGCCUGGAUACUGGGCAGCACUGCCGUGCCAGGAGCAGGCGGGGACCACGGCCAAUGCUGCUGGGCUCCGGCUCUGUCAGGCCUCUGUUAUCAUCAUCACCAACAGCUGGUGGGUGGCCCGGCCAGGCUGCAGCGGGGCCUCCUGAUGCCGACCAGCGCGGCUGCCUUCCUCGCCCGCCCAAGGCCUCCGUCUGAAGUGAGCCGUUCCAGGUUCCCAGCACACGCUUCCAUCACGUCUGCCGGGUAUUGUUCCUUAAUUGUCCCAUCUGUGCAGAAUCUGUCGCCCCGACUAGACUGUGAGCUCCUCCUCUGAGCCUCCUGACCCCUCUCCCCGCCCCUGCUCCUGCCUGGCACAAGCCAGCCAGGGAUGGGAAGCACUUCCACAGGCUCUGCCUGGCGCAAUGGAGUCCACCAACCCUGGCGCCAGCCCUGGCUGCAGCGUAACCACCAGAGGGUCUUUUCAAAAGCUCUGGUGCUAGGUCCCCACUCAGAGGUUCUGAUUUAAUGGAGCUGGAGGGCACCUGGCACCAGAACCCAAGGGAGGGAACUGAGGGCCUCUCACCUUCCAGAGGCUUCCUCGGUGCCCUUGCUGGGGUCCAUGCUGGAGCCCCAAGAGUUUCCUCCUGGAAUCUCCGAGAGCCCCAGACCUGUCCCCCUCAGCCUUGUUCCCUGCCCUGGCUGCUCCAUGACGGGGACCUCUGUAUCCAUAGAGCCCGAUACAGAGAAGCUGCUGGCAGGCUUUGGCUGUGUGUCGCCACUGUCCUGGUCUGUUUGGAGAGAGGAGACCUUCUAAGAAGGUGGGGCAGCCCUGCUUGGAGGGUGCCCCACCUGGGGUUACCCAGCCCAUCUGCUGAGGCACCCAGGUCCUUGGGUGAGCGGGUGAGGCUGACGUGUGUCUGUGUGCACGGGCCAGCAGGUGCGGGCAGUGGGUGGUGGUGUGUGCUCGCCAUGCCCGAGUCCAGGAGCGGGCCAGUCUGUGUGUGCUGGUGAAUCUGCAAAGAAUGAGUGUUUUUGUGUGUCUCUGGGUGUAUCUCUGGGUGACUUGUGUGUCAAUGUUUGUGUGUCUGUGUGAAGUGGAUCUGUAUAAAUGUCACUUAUGCUGUGUGUCUUUGUGAAUCUCUGUGUCCGUGUCAUGGUAGGUGGCCCAGGAAUACCCCGGGCCCUGGGGAGACCAGGCUGGCUGGGUCCAGUGCCUCUCCCCAGGGGCAGCCUCGCCCUCUGGGUCAGGGUGACUGAGGCAUAUUGUGGCCUUAAAGUGGGGACUCCAGAGUCAACCCUCAGGGUGUUGGGACUUCCUCCCCUCUCCCCUCCAGGUUGGUGUCUAGAGGAGAAAGGGACUCCCAGGACAAGAUGCUGAGGGACAGUGGAUGGAGAGUCUUGCCUGGCUGUCCCGCUGCUGGGACCACAGACAGCUCCUGGGGUGCUGCUUAGCGCACCCAGCCUGCUCCGGGAACGCUCCUGUCCCCUUUGUCCUCUGGGACGGGUCUGGCACCACUUUCCCAUUCAUUCUCUUUCCCCUGUGCUCUGAAAGCCACCGCUCAGGCCACAGAGCCAGACGGGCCUCCGAAGUCCAAGCCCCUCAGGGCACAAAUGAAGAAGCUAAGCCCAGAGAGGGGCCUAAGGUCACACAGCCAGUCUGGGUAGAGCCAGCCUUGGAAAUCAGGCACUAAGUCCUGGGUGUCACCAUCUGGGCAUUGCUGCUGCUGGGACUUCCUGUCCGGAUAGCUCUGGGGAGCUGGGACAAAUGGCCCUGUCUCUAGAGUGCCACAGAUGUCCCUAGCCCUGUUACAGAGUUGCUGGACUCCUGCUCUGGCUAUAGCCCCUCCCCCUCCCGCAUCAUGGAAGGCCUGGUGCCUGGGGGAGGCUGGCAUCCUUUGCCCACAGAGGUCAUUGCUGCUGGCCUCCUCCAGGCUCCCCAAUAGAAGAGUCUCUGUUUCCCCUUCCCUCCCUUUGUCUUCACCAGAGCCUGGGCUAGGACAAAGGUCAGCAUGUUCUCAUGUCCUCAUCCUCUCGACUUCCCCCUAAGGAUCUGGAGGGCAGGAUUCUGGGGUUUCCUCUCCCUGGACAGCUCAAGGAGGCUGGAGGGGAGGGUGUUUCAGGGUCUGUUCCAGGAACCUGAGGGUGGACCUGCUGUGGACAGUCCCUGUAGGAACACUGGUUCUGGGUUCAGGGGAGCCCUCCCUGCUUCCAGGGAAGCCCCUCUCCUCUAUUGUCUGUAUGUGUGUGCGUGCAUGUGUGUGUGUAUGUGUGUGUGUUGGGGCGGGACCACUCUUUCCUGGGGUACUCCUGACCCUUAGAACUGGGAGAGACCUUAGUGAUCCAGUAUCCCCACUGUACAGGUGAGACGCCGAGAUCCAGAGGGAUGGCAUUUGCCUGUGCCCACCCCUUCCCCCAGGAUGCCUGUGUUAACUUCCCAGGGCCCACGGGGAAAGACCCCCUCCCUCCACCUCCCCUCCCUCCACCUCCCCUCCCUCCACCUCCCCUCCCUCCUCCCAGCUGCCCACAUAAUCCCCAUCUCAGCCCAACUCUGCCGGCCCCUCUGCUCCAGUGGUCUCCAAGCAUCCUACCUGUCCCAGGAUGGCCAGCUCACCAAGGCCCUUAUCCCCAUUCCGGAAGGGACAAGGAAGGAAGAGACUGCUCCAACCUUGAGGCCUCAAAGACUUGGGAGAAAAGCCAAAACCCCUCAUGCCCAGGCCCAAGCGUCUGACCCAAGCCCACCCUCACACCAACGUAAAAGCACAACAGGAGACCCCUUAUCCACGGGUGAAAUGUAUUGGGGUUGUUUUUUUAGUCACACGACCCCGUCCUCACCCCUUUGCCUUGCUCUCCGUCUCCACCCCAGCCUCUGUUCUCCAUUUGCCCCUCUUUGAUCCCCGAGCCCCCCAAUGUAACCUCUAGUUGCGGACGCGGUUGUUUCAAUCAAUAAAGCUGCAGUGUUCCAAC